AUGUCGAACGCAAAUUCGAAUCAAUCACGAGAACGAAGUGCAGAGAAUAGUAUCGAACAAGCACAGAAUAAUGUGACACCAGUAGCUGAACAAAAUAAUAAUCCUCCAGCUCGGCCACGACCAUCAGCAUGGGAAGUGAUCAAAUCAUUCGCUUUUCAAAUGUUGGUGUUCUAUUUUAUUACAAGUUUCUUUCGUCGUUCAGCAACAAAUAACACAACUGGACAAACACCAGCACCAGCACAUCCUAAUACUGGAUUUCCACCAGGAAAUCUCUUCGCCAAUGGAGAUUUACUCGAUAUAUACCUGUUCAUUAACGAAGAAGAAAUCUAUACACACGACCCAUUGAGAAGACCUCAGUGGGAAGUUGAUGGAUUAAAAUAUGGAGAUUGGUCAUCAAAUGGCACUUAUACGAAAUUUAUUGAAUUUCCGAUAUCAAAAAAUGUACAAAAUAAUGGAUCGCUUUAUUUACACGUUGUAGCAACGAAACAUGGAUAUUCAAUUGAUCCGACCGAGCGAGAACCUCAUACACCGCAAUAUGUAUUCUCUAAAAGCAAACGUUUGAACAAGUAUAAGAAGAAAGUUUAUAAAAAAACAAAGAAUCUUCUCACAGGAAGCACGGAACAAGACGAAGAAUAUCAAAAGAAAGCUGAUGACAAAAUUGUUGAACUCUUAUCUCAUUGGCAUCCGAAUAUGACGAUCAAUUUACUCGAUGAUCAUACGGGAUGGGUCAGAGGCAGUAUUCCAUCGCCAAUGGAUAAAUUUGUUGAAUUUGAACCAUAUACAGGCAAAUACUAUCCGGUAAUUUAUUUGAAUGACUAUUGGAAUCUUCUUUCGGAUUAUUAUCCAGUUAACGAUACAAUCAAUGCACUUAAUCUAACAGUCACUUUGGCACCAAUACAAUUGUGGAAAUGGCAAAUGUAUAUAUCACAAAAUUUACGGCAAUCAUGGUAUGGAAAUUUGUUGGGUGAGGAAGAAAAUGAAGAAGAUCAAGAUGCAAUGAAACGUACAUUCAUCGAAACAAAUCCAUAUCUGCUCGUUAUUACCAUCGUCGUAUCAAUAGUUCAUACAGUUUUUGAAAUCCUAGCAUUUAAAAAUGAUAUUCAAUUUUGGCGUACACGAAAAUCUCUCGAAGGUCUAUCUGUUCGAAGUGUUUUCUUCAAUAUAUUCCAAAGUCUAAUCGUUUUACUCUACGUCUUUGACAAUGAUACGAAUACCAUGGUUCGUAUUAGUGUUUGUAUCGGUAUUCUUAUUGAAUUAUGGAAAGUACCAAAGAUUCUCAACUUUCAACGUGUGCCAAACGAAACAUAUCUCGGUUUUAUUCCAAAAUACAAAUACAUUUAUAAAGAAUCGUACACAGAAACGUCUACAUCCGAAUACGAUCGAAUGGCUUUUAAAUAUCUGUCAUGGGCAUUAUUUCCAUUAGUACUUGGCUAUGCAUGCUAUCUACUGAUGUAUCAUGAACAAAAAAGUUGGUACUCCUUCUGUUUAGGUACAAUCUAUGGAUUUCUAUUAACAUUCGGUUUCAUUAUGAUGACCCCUCAAUUAUUUAUUAACUAUAAAUUGAAAUCUGUUUCACAUCUACCAUGGCGUAUGAUGACAUACAAAGCAUUAAAUACAUUUAUUGAUGAUUUAUUUGCUUUUGUUAUUAAAAUGCCGACCAUGUAUCGACUUGGAUGCCUUCGUGAUGAUAUCAUAUUUUUCAUCUAUCUUUAUCAACGGUACAUCUAUCCAGUUGAUCGUACGCGUCUUAAUGAAUAUGGUACAACUGGUGAGACGGAUUCUGCCGUUGUACCAGCUGUCGAACAAUCUCCAAUAAUUGAUGAGAUUCAAUCAACAUCAGCAGCAUCAUUUGCGUGUCUUAACACACUACUAUCUACUGCAACAUCCACCAUGGUGCACAUGAAUGUCCUUGCCGACGCGCUCAAAUCAAUCAAUAAUGCUGAAAAACGCCACAAACGUCAAGUCAUUAUCCGACCAUGUUCAAAAGUCAUCAUCAAAUUUCUUACUGUGAUGAUGAAACAUGGUUACAUUGGCGAAUUCGAAGUUGUUGAUGAUCAUCGUAGUGGUAAAAUUGUCGUUAACUUGAAUGGUCGCUUGAAUAAAUGCGGUGUGAUCAGUCCGCGUUUUGAUUGUCCCAUUCGUGAUAUUGAAAAUUGGACAAAGAAUCUUCUACCAUCACGUCAGUUUGGAUAUGUUGUUUUAACAACAUCACAUGGCAUUCUAGAUCACGAAGAAGCUCGACGAAAGCAUACAGGUGGUAAAGUGCUUGGAUUUUUCUUCUAA
Adineta ricciae is the source of this 2283-nucleotide messenger RNA. The record is from the annotation of a GenBank genome assembly. NCBI's taxonomy places the organism in Eukaryota, Metazoa, Rotifera, Eurotatoria, Adinetida, Adinetidae.